AUGGAUGGAGUGAGGCCUUAUGCUGUUGUGAUUCUAGUCCAACUAAUAGAUGCUGGGAUGUUCAUAAUAACCAAAGCAGCUUUAACCUUUGGUUUGAAUCCUUUAGUUUUCAUUUUUUACCGACAUGCUUUUGGCACUUUCUUGUUAGCUCCUAUAGCAAUGAUUUUUUUGAGGAGAAAAGCUCAGUCACCUGCACUUUCAUUCAUGUUAUUGUUUAAGACGUUCAUGCUUGUCUUGAUGGGGAUUUCAAUUUUUUAUGCCAUCUAUUUCAUUGGAUUGAGCUACAUAUCAGCAACAGCAACUUCUGCCAUUUCAAACUCCCUCCCUGUAUUCACCUUCAUUUUUGCUGUUUUCCUCAGGAUGGAAACUUUGAAGCUGAAGAGCAGAUCAGGCAUAGUUAAGCUUCUAGGAAUACUAUUCUGUGUGACUGGAAUACUGAUAAUUGCUCUAUAUAAAGGCCCCCAGUUGAGCUCAUUGAACCACCACCACAUUCAACUCAACAACCAUGAAGGAGACUCCAACCAUGAGUCUAACCACUCUAUCACCACCUGGAUAAAAGGCUCCUUCCUAGUGGUCUUGUCCUGUGUAAUCUGUUCACUGUGGUUUAUCUGCCAGGGGACAUUGCUGAAGGAACUCCAGUCAAAGCUACACUUCACAACCUAUGUCUGCAUAUUCAGCACCAUCCAAUCAUUUGUUAUUGCCAUCAUGUUCGAAAGAGACUUUACCAAAUGGAAGUUGCACUGGGACAUGGGAUUGCUCGCAAUUGGAUACUCUGCAGUUGCUGUCACCGGUUUAUCCUACUACUUGCAAGCCUGGUGUGUUGACAAGAAGGGCCCUGUCUUUCUAGCCAUAUCAACACCAUUGUCCUUUGUUUUCACCAUGAUAGGCUCGUCAUUCAUCUUAGGUGAACAAAUAAAUAUGGGAAGUGCAUUAGGUGGGAUUUCUAUGGUGGCAGGACUCUACAGUGUUCUAUGGGGAAAGAGCAUGGAAACCAAAGUGCCUCAACCAUCCAUUGUGAUUGAGUGCAGUGUAUAAUUUUAGCAAAAGUAUAAUUUUUAUCUUGAUAAAAUCACAGGAACCACCUUGACUUAAUUAUAUAUAAUGAUUAUUGUGUUGGCACAUUGACUGAAGCUGACUCAAAAGAAUGAAACUGCAUGUUUUGUAUCUUGUGAUUUGAAGCUAUAUCUGCAGAAAUCUACUCGUACAAGCUGGGCUUUACUAGUGAUUUUGUUUGGAGGCUGUUGUCCAUUCCAAAGUUAAUGCCCAAGUCUGUAUAAGCUAUGAAUUGCUUGUACUAGCUAUCUUUAUAGUUAUCUGUUGCUUUUGCUUUUGUUUUGGAAAUAUAUGUAUGCUCUAUGCAGGCUACUGCAAAGUGAAGCAAAAUUGAAAUAACUAUCUUCUGAAGCUCUUCCUCUUCAUUUUCAGUAUUCUCACUUCACAGUUACAACAUAUAUAUUUCUGCAGGUUUACAGAACAGUGGUAUCAGAGCUCCUAUUUCGAUCCACCUGUGUGUGUUCUUCCUCUGGUAUGUGUCCAAGAGCCGCAAACAUGGCUGCAAAUGGUAUGCCUCCUUUGCCGAUGUUCGAUGGUGAAGACUAUGGAGCUUGGAGUAUAAUGAUGAGAACGUUGUUUCGUUCUCAAGAUUUGUGGGAUUUGAUUGAGAAAGGAAUCCCAGAAGGUGAAGAUGAGGCCAGGAUGAAGGAGCACAAGAAGAGAGACUCAAAGGCCCUCUACUUGAUCCAGCAAGCCGUGAACCGUAAGGUAUUCUCUCGCAUAGAGGCAGUUGAGACAGCGAAAGCGGCUUGGGAUCGUCUGAAACGGCAUUAUCAAGGUGACCCCAAGCUAACUGCAGUGAAGUUGCAAGGAUUGCGACAAGGUUUUGAAAACCUCAAGAUUAAGAACAAUGAGAGUGUUGAAGACUUCAUUACUCGCGUUGAAGAGAUGGUGAACGAAAUGAAGAGGCUUGGAGACACUAUCUCUGAAGCUAUGGUGGUCGGAAAGGUGCUGAGAAGCAUGGGG
Messenger RNA from Dioscorea cayenensis subsp. rotundata (Guinea yam), 2019 nucleotides. Its product is annotated as WAT1-related protein At5g64700-like. The transcript is spliced from 7 exons. Bases 1 to 1035 code for a protein of 344 amino acids. Gene Ontology annotation, molecular function: transmembrane transporter activity. The record is from RefSeq and is a predicted model, not a curated record. Lineage: Eukaryota; Viridiplantae; Streptophyta; Magnoliopsida; Dioscoreales; Dioscoreaceae. Gene Ontology annotation, cellular component: plasma membrane.